This is a messenger RNA of Talaromyces stipitatus ATCC 10500, 1062 nucleotides long. RefSeq names its product HET domain protein. Bases 1 to 1062 code for a protein of 353 amino acids. The record is from RefSeq and is a predicted model, not a curated record. The transcript is spliced from 2 exons. Lineage: Eukaryota; Fungi; Ascomycota; Eurotiomycetes; Eurotiales; Trichocomaceae.
AUGGAUCUUCGUUACGAGGCGAUGGGCCAGAUUAAUAAUAACUUCCUCAAUAGCAAGGUAACCUUGCUAGUUGACCGCGACCUCAUGGAGAUCGAUAUUGACCGGCCCUCUCUGGAGGCGAAAGAGGCUAUCGUGGCAACUCUCGUUGUUUGUGACUGGAAUGUUCGUGCCUGGACGCUUUUGGAAGGUAUGCGAGGUUGCUGGAACCUCCACAUCCUGUGCAAAGACAACCAUAUCAUAUCUCUUGGGGAUACCCUUAAUGAUGUGUUAGCAUACAGCAAUCUCACCCUUAUUCCUCCAUGCUUAGCCUUGCAGCACUACGUACCUACCGACGAUCGCCCUGUCGAAGGUGAGAUACCCCCUGCCAAGAUAGAGCAAGCAACCUGCCUCUUGAAUCACAGACACGCCACCAAGGACCGAGACGUGACCCUGAUCUGGAGUCUGGUGUGCGGCUCAAAGCUCUGUAAAGCAUCUGUGGACUUUUGGAAGUCCACAGUGGGAAACUUCCUAUCAACCGGAUUCCUCGUCUUCAGCAGUCCACGUCUGCAGGGCGAGUACGGAUUCAGCUGGGCACCCUCACACCCGAAUCUCCUGCCUCCCACGGCUGGUACCCCCAGUACAGAACAAUAUCCCGCCUACGAUGGAGAAGAUAGUGUAGCAGGUAGGGUUACCGAACAAGGCUUCAAAGCGCAAUGGCUUGCCUGCCUUAUCGGUCGUUCUCGAGCGCUUCCGACGUGGCUCCGCUUGAAGUUCUUCGAACAGGACGAGUCCGAGGUCCCCAGUUACAUUUACAUCUACAACAAGGAAGCCUAUACAGUGAUUGCACCGGUGUUUAAAAAGUAUCUCUGGGUCUCUCUUUUACUGCCUGCUGUCAGAGAUCGAGGAGCUAGUGGAGCAGCUUCUCCUCCUAGACCGUUCCAAUACCAGGGUGAGGCCAAGGGACCAUUGCUGGUAAUUGCUGGCUCGAAUGAUGGCAAUGAGUGGGAGUGGCAGUUUGUGCAUGAGUGGGAUACAAGUUUUCAGCUGCCUGAGUUUGUGCUGAAGGAUUUGUUGUUUGUUUAA